UUCUUGUAAUGACUUACCCCAAAAUCAAAGAUGUACAAAGCAAGUCCUAAAAGAAGAGAAAUCGUGGAGAAAAGGAAGAGUGUACGAGACAAGGAGACUAAGCAAAACUCUAACUUCUUUGCGAAACACUUAAAGAGGAUUUACCCAAUCACGCUUCAACGAAGCACAUCUUCUUCAUUCUCACUCUCUUCUAUAUCUCUAUCGCUCUCUCAGAACUCCACCGAUUCUGUCUCCACGGAUUCAAAUUCCACGUUGGAACAAAAGAUCUCUCUAGCACUUGGUUUAAUCUCAUCUCCGCACAGAAGAGAAACAAUUGUUCCAAAAAGUAUCCCGCAACAACUAGAACAACAGCUAUGUCUGGAUUUCAAUAGCGAUGAGCCAAAGAGGUGCAAUUGGAUCACCAAGAAAAGUGAUGAAGCCUACGUAAAGUUUCAUGACCAGCAAUGGGGAGUCCCUGUCUAUGAUGAUAACCUGCUUUUUGAGUUCCUUGCCAUGUCGGGGAUGUUAAUGGACUAUAAUUGGACUGAGAUCCUAAAACGUAAAGAACUCUUUAGAGAGGCGUUUUGUGAGUUUGACCCAAAUCUGGUGGCCAAAAUGGGAGAGAAAGAGAUCACCGAGAUUGCAUCAAACAAAGCAAUAAUGUUACAAGAGAGUAGAGUCAGGUGUAUAGUUGACAAUGCCAAAUGCAUAACCAAGGUGGUUAAGGAAUUUGGAUCAUUCAGCAGCUUCAUGUGGGGGUUUAUGGAUUACAAACCUAUCAUUAGCAAAUUCAAGUAUCCAAGAAAUGUACCACUGAGAUCUCCCAAGGCUGAGAUCAUUAGCAAAGAUAUGAUCAAACGAGGGUUUCGAUUUGUCGGUCCAGUGAUUGUACACUCGUUCAUGCAGGCUGCAGGGUUAACAAUCGAUCAUCUCGUCGAUUGUUUUAGACAUGGUGAUUGUGUGAGCCUCGCUGAGAGGCCAUGGAGGCAUAUAUGAUAUUUGGAGAGAGAGAGAGAGAGUCUAAUCCAGUUUCGGUUUAUUACAUAUAUAUCCUGGUUUUUGAGGUUUUCGGUUUAUCAGAUAUAUAUUUUAAAACUUGGUUUUCAGCAUAUGAAUUUUACGUUUUUGAGUACUUUGUUUUCAACUAUCUAAGGAUAUAUUUGAUUUGAGGUUAAAUAUUUUCUUUGGAUUUAGUUUGAUAUGUCUUAGGUUUUGGUUUGGAUUUAAUUUUUACAUAUUUUAACAAAUUUCUUGUUAAUCGAUUUUCAUUUUCAAUUCGGUUUGGUUCCGAAUGUAGUUUUUUUAGAUGUAAAAAACAAAAAACUUCAAGUCUUACAUCUUACAAUAACUAGAAAAAAUGUGUCUUAAGUGAAAAAAUCAAUCAUUAAGCUUGGCGAACACAGCCUCUAAGCCAUGAUUAUUUGUUUUUAUUUUGUUGUAAUAUUCUUUUCUUCCAAGUUUUCUAGAUCAUGGCCAUGGGCAUGACUAUUAUAUUACAAUAAAGUAGUUAUUCUUGAUCA
Camelina sativa (false flax) is the source of this 1499-nucleotide messenger RNA. RefSeq names its product DNA glycosylase superfamily protein. Lineage: Eukaryota; Viridiplantae; Streptophyta; Magnoliopsida; Brassicales; Brassicaceae. The record is from RefSeq and is a predicted model, not a curated record. Gene Ontology annotation, molecular function: DNA-3-methyladenine glycosylase activity. Gene Ontology annotation, biological process: base-excision repair.